AUGGCUACUGUGAACAUGAACUGCGUUGAAUUCUAUAACCCCAACCCCAAACCCGCCUUAAAGGCCUCACACGCUCAGCUGACGAAGUCAUUGUUGAACAAGCCCCGACUGCCUCUACAACCCAGCAGGUCGCCAUCUGCAAUGUUAGCGGGGGAUGUUCAAGAUAACGACUCACUAGAUGACUCUCUUCCAUCACUUGAAGAGCUGGGCCACCUGCUUACUGAUGCCACAACCUUGAACUCAGCCUAUGUGCCAGGCAAUACUCAAAGAGAGCCCCUAAUCAUCGAAGACGACAGCGACGAUGAAAGUAACGACGAAGCUGAGGGUAGAACUGCCUCAAGCGAUCACCUUGCUAUCAUUAAGGACCAAGACGCAAGCGAGUGUGACCUAACCCCUCAAGAUGCUGCCUCAACCCCGAGUAGCCUAUUUGGCCCGUCCACUCCUCGAGACGCGGCAUACCUCAAUGUCAGUUGUUUCUCUAAGGAUGGACAACAAUGCCUGUCUUUCGCAGAGCUGGACUCAACAUUCCCUGUUCACGUUCGACAAUCUUCUCCAAGUUGCUCUGAGCUAGCUGAAACAACGGGCCAUGAUCGAAUUCACCAGGGUGUUGAGAAGGCCAUAGUCGACGAAAUGAGCCUUCUCAACUACGCGGUGGAUCCAGAAGCGCGGGGGUCGCCGCCUUUAAGCGCAGCCCACUCCCAAUACAAUCAGAUCAAGCAAAAAAGUCAAAAUAAUACAGACGUUCGAGGUACUUCGAGCGAAGAACGAUUAUGGGAAAAGACGAUUGAACAGCAGCAUUGCCAACAAAAAGUGCAAGAAGACGAAGACAAGGACGACAUGGAGGCGACUAGCAGUGAUAAUAAUGGCCAAGUUAGUUACUGCCAGCAAAUAAUGACGACCGUUCAGCACGAACAAGUGGAAGAUGAGACCGUAGUUGUGACUCCUCUCUCACAAGACCGCCAACACAGUGUCAACCCAUUUCAAAAGGAUAAUGAGGAUAACGACAAUGAGGAUAGUGAAGAUGACGAGGAUGGGGAUGUGCAACCUCCAAUGCGACGAAAGCGGCCCUGCAGAGAGUUUGACUCGACUGAAACCGCCAUGCGCAAGAAGGUCCACACGCGCUCGUCCACUACAGCCCAAGCCCAGACCUGCUCUACUCGAAGUUCUACAGUUUCUCAGACUGCACCAGAUGAUGCGGAGUCAAUGCUAGGCGCGGACUACGAGGAAUAUCCUCUUCAGGGCUUUCUCAAGCUGCUAGAUCUCCCGGAUUCGUUCAAGCCAUCAAUCGGUCUCCACAUAUCAAAUUACACAUCUAGCGGAGAACCAGUUGGAGUGUCAGCUCAUUCACAGGUUUGCGCUCAUGCAAAGAGGUCACCGCGAGCUGGGCAGAAGCAGAGAAAACGACCGCCUUUGCAAGAAAAAAUUAUGAGCAGACCUGGUAGGCAAUCGACAUAUUCAGCAGCUGAUAACGAACUGUUGAUACAGCUGAAAGAGGAUGACAAAUUGCCAUGGGACGAAAUUGCAGAGUUCUUCCCAGGAAGGACCAAAGGGACGUUACAAGUACACUACAGCACAAAGCUGAAGAACCGCUCGCGGAAGUCGAAGUAUAAAAAAUGCAAGGGAAUAUGCUCAUCAGGGUUUUCAAUAGACCUAGUUGAUCCACAGCUUCGAGAUGCCCAUCCUUCCACACCAUGUCUAGCAGCAACUGCCGACUCUAGCAAGGGUGCUCAUAGAGGCAUACUAUCAACUGGGAACAAAAAGCAUAUAACAAUGCAGCCGCGUUGUAGCAGCCAAGGAGUGGAAAGCGAUACAGAUGAGAUCUGCGAGGUUGAAGCGCUGCUUGCCAAGUCGAUAGUACUUAAUGUUGUUUGGUACCUCGUGAAGUGGGAAGGCUUUGGUGAUGAUAAAAAUACGUGGCAGGAACAGGACGACAUCAGUUCGGAUCUCGUUGACAAUUUUGAGGCGACCUAUCAAGGGAACUUCAGUGUGGAAUUACUCAAGAAGCGAGAACGGAGAGGGAAAAUUGAAUAUUUUGUUAAAUGGAAGGGCCGUCCAUCGGAUGAGAAUUCCUGGAGAAGGAAGAUACAAUACACUCUGAAUAAAUUAAAGAGUUUGAGGCAAGGUGAUGCAGGAAAUCAUUGCAUUGUAUCUUAG
Pseudogymnoascus destructans is the source of this 2154-nucleotide messenger RNA. RefSeq lists its product as uncharacterized. The transcript is spliced from 5 exons. The record is from RefSeq and is a predicted model, not a curated record. The coding region runs from base 1 to 2154 and encodes 717 amino acids. Gene Ontology annotation, cellular component: pericentric heterochromatin. NCBI's taxonomy places the organism in Eukaryota, Fungi, Ascomycota, Leotiomycetes, Thelebolales, Thelebolaceae. Gene Ontology annotation, molecular function: chromatin binding. Gene Ontology annotation, biological process: negative regulation of transcription by RNA polymerase II; chromatin organization.